AUGGCCGUUGAGGGCCUCCCUCGGGACUUUAGGGGCUGGCGUCUCCAUCAAUGGACCUCGAGCGACGAUAGGGUUCGAGGCGGUAAAUCACAGUCCUUUCUGGAAAGCCGUGGUACGGCCGCCUAUUUCCACGGUACGCUCGAUAUCACUGCUCUGGGCGGGGCAGGCUUUGCCUCCCAGCGGACUGUGGGCGAAGAUCAACACUGGAACCUGGAAUCCUUCACAGGUAUCGAGGUCUCGAUCGAUCUAUCCCAGUCCGACGACAAUGUCUACACGCUGAUCCUCAAGGAUGAACUUCCUCCCAACGCAUCCGACGGCCGUGAACAAGCAACGGUAUCUUGGGAGUAUGACUUUUCCAAAUCCAAGUGCCGACCCUUCCCCCAGAUCGACAGCUCUACCACCACCACGACCUCGUCUUACCAGUCUGUCUUUGUGCCAUGGGACCACUUUAAACCCACAUACCGUGGCAAGCUGGUCAACACGCCCAGGAGUCUGGACCUGAGCAACAUCAGGAGGGUCAGCAUCAUGAUCAGGAGUUUCUUUGGAUCACAGCACGGGGAUUUCCACGUGCGCGUCCUGUCCAUCGUCGCGGUUGCGGUCAAGAGCACAAAACCCGCAAGGAUGCCGUCAAUUGUGGCGGGCAACGCAAGCGGCCACCAGAAAGAUGCCCAAGUCGCCACCACUGCCGCUGUAUCAGGAAAUGGGAGAAGAGAUGGAGAAUAA
This is a messenger RNA of Fonsecaea pedrosoi CBS 271.37, 723 nucleotides long. RefSeq lists its product as uncharacterized. Gene Ontology annotation, biological process: NADH dehydrogenase complex assembly. Bases 1 to 723 code for a protein of 240 amino acids. Lineage: Eukaryota; Fungi; Ascomycota; Eurotiomycetes; Chaetothyriales; Herpotrichiellaceae. The transcript is spliced from 3 exons. The record is from RefSeq and is a predicted model, not a curated record.